This is a messenger RNA of Oppia nitens, 577 nucleotides long. RefSeq lists its product as uncharacterized. NCBI's taxonomy places the organism in Eukaryota, Metazoa, Arthropoda, Arachnida, Sarcoptiformes, Oppiidae. The coding region runs from base 120 to 437 and encodes 105 amino acids. The record is from RefSeq and is a predicted model, not a curated record. The transcript has a single exon.
AUAAAAUAUUUAUUGUUUCGUUUUAUUUAAAAAAAAAAAAUAUUAUUUAAACUGUUUUUUUUGACAAUCAAUUGAUCCAUACAUUUGAACGGACAGUUAGUUUUUGAAGAAAAAAUAAAAUGGUUUUCCGUAUUGUCUAUCGGCUUAUCUACGGCUUUAUCGGCAACGAUCGGGUGGUCGAACGGUUAGCCCAGUCAACAAUUAUUCGCCGAUCGGCACAAUUGACUGCCCGUUGGCUGACCAGAGGUCGACAGGCAGUCGAAGAUAGUAUUGGCGGAGAUGUCCGCAACAAACAAGAAGUUAUCGAUGAUCUCAGACGACGGACAGCUAACGAUACGGGAAUUUUUGGCCGAUUUGUCCAUCGAUUUCGACGCGAACUUAAAGACCAGUUUACCGAAGCAAAGGAAGAGUUGGGUCAGAGAAGACAUAGAAGAUAACAGACAGACAGUCAUCGAUUGAUAGACAGAUAGGAUGGGUUGGUAUCGGUUAUUAUCGGUGAUUGUGUCCAAUCACUGAUAGUUUUUUUUGUGGACAACUCUAACUAAUCGUUUUAUUGGUUUUUUUCGGGACAUUUUUG